Molecule: messenger RNA, 1757 nt
Organism: Teleopsis dalmanni
Lineage: Eukaryota; Metazoa; Arthropoda; Insecta; Diptera; Diopsidae
Product: methanethiol oxidase-like
Exons: 6
Coding region: 129-1592 (487 amino acids)
Molecular function (GO): selenium binding
Source: RefSeq, a predicted model, not a curated record
AAACAAGUUCUCUGCGAAUUCAGUGCCCGUUUGGAUCUUGACACUUGCGAUUGAUUCGACUUUUGAGGCGUUCCUCGAUAAGUGAAGUGAAAUAAAAAUAAUUAUUUAAAAAUAUUUUGUUAUAAAAUAUGACCGAAAAACACUGUUGUCAUGGCCCUGGAUAUCCAACUCCAUUGGAUGCUAUGAAAACUGGACCUCGCGAGAAGUUAUUGUAUACCGUAACUGUGCAACCGAACAAAGAAGAGCCACAUGGUGAUUAUCUAUCAACAGUUGAUGUUGAUCCUGAAAGUCCCACAUAUUGCCAGGUAAUACAUCGAACGUUUACUAAUCGCACUGGAAACGAACUACAUCACUCCGGUUGGAACGCUUGUUCGAGCUGCUACUAUGUUGACAAGAAUGCCAAAAAGAUACCAAAGCGAGACAAGUUAGUUUUACCGGCAAUAAAUUCAGACUUUGUUUAUGUUGUGGAUGUUGUGACAGAUCCUCGUAAGCCAGAAAUUUGCAAGGUCAUCGAUGGCAGCGUAGUUAAAGCCCAAAAUGUAACAGCUCUGCACACUACACACUGCCUAGCGGAUGGCAAUAUAAUGAUAUCCACUCUGGGUGAUGCUGAUGGCUAUGCUAAAGGUGAUUUCAUUAUUUUUGAUUCUGAAUUCAAUUGCAAGGGAACCUGGACUAAAGGCAAUAAAAAAGCACUUUGCGGCUAUGAUUUUUGGUAUCAGCCUUAUUAUGAUGUAAUGGUCGCCUCUGAAUGGGGCGCACCCAACAAAUUUAGACGUGGCUGGCAAAAUGAGGAUCUAGAUGAUCUCACUCAAUACGGUUGCCGUAUACAUUUCUAUAAAUGGUCAACUCGUACUUUAUACCAAACUAUAGAUCUUGGUUUGGAGGGAUUUACACCAUUGGAAAUACGUUUUAUGCACGACCCAAAGCGCCCAGAUGGUUACGUUGGUUGCGCAUUAUUCGCUAAUGUUUAUUAUUUCAAAAAGAAACCAGACUCUGAUGAAUUUGAAUGUAAGAAAGUUAUUGACAUACCUAGUAAAUUGGUGGAUACUGGCGAUGGUAUUGCAACACCAAUGGGAGGUAUGAUUUCGGAUAUUAUCAUAUCGCUAGAUGACAAAUAUUUGUAUGUAAAUUGUUGGCGUCAUGGUGAUUUACGUCAGUAUGAUAUAACUGAUCCAGAAAAUCCGAAACUUACUGGCCAAAUAUUUUUGGGUGGUGCCAUUUGCAGUGACUUGACGGAAGUCAAAGUCAUCGAAGAUGAAGAGCUAAAUGAACGCCCACCACCUUGUUAUUUGAAGGGACAUCGUUUAGAGGGUGGACCGCAAAUGAUGCAAUUGUCUUUGGAUGGUAAAAGGCUAUAUGUAUCCAGUUCACUAUAUUCACCGUGGGAUAAAAUUUUCUAUCCCAAAAUGGUUGAAAAGGGUGGUCAUAUCUGUCAAAUUGAUAUUGAUGUCGAGAACGGAGGUAUGAAGUUGAAUGAAGAUUUUUUUGUUCAAUUCGGUAAUGAACCAUUUGGACCAACAUUGCCACAUGAAAUGCGUUAUCCUGGUGGCGACUGCACAUCUGAUAUUUGGCUUGUAAACGAUGAUAAGUGAACAGUUUAAUUAAUUCUUAAAAAAAUAUAUUUCUUUUAAUGCGAAACACAGUUUGAAUGCUUGAUUAUGUUAAUACAGAGCACAUAGAUGUUAUACACGUAUAAAAUAUUUUGAACGGACACUAUAGAAAAAAUAAAAAUACUGCAAAAUAAAUUUUAUCUUAUU